AUGACUCCAAAAUCUGACGUCAAGGUGAAAAAGUUGAGAAAGCCACCUACCUCCGGACCAAUCCUCCUAGAAAACCGUGACAACACCAUCUGCUAUCUUAACUCCGCCCUCAACCUACUCUACACAAUCAAAAAAAUUCGUCACCAUCUGGAAACGGGAGAUUUGAAAAAUGAUGUUAUUUUGAAGGAAAUAAAAGAAAUUUUCAACCGUAGAAAAAGGUCGGCUCGAAAGCUAGUCAACCUACUGAACAUGCGUCACGGAGCACAAAGUUGUCAUGAAGUCGUGAAAAAAAUUGUGCGGCUCCUUCCCCCGGAUAUCCAGUGCUCUCUGAGUCUUCAACACCAAAAAAUGACUCGAUGCGAGAAAUGUGGUGAGAAGCUCCUCCCCCGUAAGAAAAUGGUGCAAUCCGUCGAAAUUCUGCUGCCAGAGGAUAAACCGUACACUCUCAAAAGGUUACUAGUGAAUCAAAGUACACCAAGAUCAUGCACAAAGUACCGGGAGGUUCAGGAAGUGUUCGACGUGUACCGGGUUACUGUGGAUAGUAAGACAAUGAUAGUGAACGUGCUGCAAUCGGAUCCGAUGGAGAUAAAGAAUUUGGAUACGGACGGGGUGAUGGAGGUGUUCGGAGGGAAAUGGAUUUUGAGAGCCGCCAUCAUCUACCUCCCUGACACCAAUCGAAAAUAUGACUAUGGCGAGAACGGUCACUCGAUUUCCUGGACGAAGCAUGGUCAGAAAUGGUACAGAGUUUCAGAUGACAAAUCAGAGGAGUUUGAGAAAUUUGAUGCGAGUCGAUUGGAUGUAGAGAUGAUGAUUUUUGAGAGGGUUUAG
Caenorhabditis remanei is the source of this 828-nucleotide messenger RNA. RefSeq lists its product as uncharacterized. The record is from RefSeq and is a predicted model, not a curated record. The coding region runs from base 1 to 828 and encodes 275 amino acids. Lineage: Eukaryota; Metazoa; Nematoda; Chromadorea; Rhabditida; Rhabditidae. The transcript is spliced from 4 exons.